AUGGCGCAGAUGAUUUUAAAUUGUUUUAUCCUAGGUGACACUCAUGGGUUUUCGGUUGUUCUUGGAGAAAAAAUUAUUAUUAAGAAUACCAUCCCUUUUGAAAAUUUCAAUGUUGCACUUCUCAUAGACUAUAUCUGGGAAAAGAAAAAGGAUAUUAUUAGUAGACAUAACAUAGACCUUUGGAAGGUUGAAAUCGAAGAAACUGAUGAAAACAUAGAAAAACUUAAAAAUACUGAAAUUAACAUUAGAAGAGAAUUUGAAAGUGAGAGGUUGUCUACAACUAAAUUGGCUAAGAAUAUUUUCUCAGUUGGACCACCGGAUGAAACCACCAAUGAAAAAAAGGCACUUUGGAAAAUAGAUCCUAAAGAAAUAUCUGUUAUUCAAAGUAAGAAUGAGGUUCAACAG
Molecule: messenger RNA, 405 nt
Organism: Funneliformis caledonium
Lineage: Eukaryota; Fungi; Glomeromycota; Glomeromycetes; Glomerales; Glomeraceae
Source: the annotation of a GenBank genome assembly